Molecule: messenger RNA, 303 nt
Organism: Prunus armeniaca (apricot)
Lineage: Eukaryota; Viridiplantae; Streptophyta; Magnoliopsida; Rosales; Rosaceae
Source: the annotation of a GenBank genome assembly
AUGAGUUUUGGGCAAGCAGAGAGAAGAGUUGAGGACCUCAUCAGUGAGCAUUACCUUGUUGCAAAUGCGUUUUGCCCAAGCACAGACAAGAGUUGGACGUGCUUAGGAUGGAUUUUGGCAAGUGAGAGAGAAGAUUUCCAAGCGAAGCAAAGCCAAUACUUCGUCGGAGCAGAGCCAAGAGUUCGUUGGCAAGCAGAGACAGUGGGAAAGCAGAGAGAAGAGUUCUUGGAGGCGCUAAGGAUUGGAGUUGGGCAAGCAAAGAGAAGAGUUCCUGGAGGCACUAAGGAUUGGAUGGGCUCUUAG